AUGUCUAUAGCUCUGUCUUCUCAGAGUGAGAUGUCCCGGAACAAAAUUGAACCUGUAGCAAAUGAAGAGAGUGACACAAAAGUCAUACUCCAGUCAGAUGGUGAUCAAUCCAGAAGCUCUGGGUUCUGUGGAUACCUCCUUACCUUCUUCUCCUUCCUCCUUGUCUUUCUUACUUUUCCUGUCUCGGUCUGGUUUUGUAUGAAGAUUGUCCAGGAAUAUGAAAGAGCAGUUAUUUUCCGAUUGGGACGACUCCUAGGCGGUGCUAAAGGACCUGGUUUGUUCUGGAUUAUUCCAUGUGUGGACACAUUUAGGAAGGUUGAUUUAAGAACAGUGUCUUUUGACAUCCCUCCACAAGAGGUGCUGACCAAAGACUCAGUGACUAUCAUGGUGGAUGCGGUGGUCUACUAUCGUGUCUUUAACCCCACUGUCUCUAUUACCAAAGUGGAGAAUGCUAAUCAUGCCACACAGAUGCUUGCACAGACUACAUUACGAAACAUGCUGGGAACUAAGAGUCUGGCAGACAUCUUAAAAGACCGUGAGGAGAUGUCUGAACAGAUGGAGGCUGUGCUGUAUGCUGCAUCCAAGAACUGGGGUAUCAAAGUGGAACGGGUCGAGCUUAAAGACGUCAAACUGCCCACCACUUUGCAGAGAGCCAUGGCAGCUGAGGCAGAGGCCACCAGAGACGCCAGAGCCAAGGUGAUCGCAGCAGAGGGAGAAAUGAAAGCCUCUCGUGCGCUGAAGGAGGCAGCAAACGUGAUGUCAGAGUCUCCGUCUGCGCUUCAGCUGCGCUAUAUGCAGACGCUGACUGAGAUUGCCUCGGAAAGGAACUCAACUAUUGUCUUUCCUCUUCCUAUUGACUUCAUCUCUAAUUUCAUGAAAAGGUGA
This is a messenger RNA of Sinocyclocheilus rhinocerous, 885 nucleotides long. RefSeq names its product erythrocyte band 7 integral membrane protein. The coding region runs from base 1 to 885 and encodes 294 amino acids. The transcript has 7 exons. Gene Ontology annotation, cellular component: plasma membrane. The record is from RefSeq and is a predicted model, not a curated record. NCBI's taxonomy places the organism in Eukaryota, Metazoa, Chordata, Actinopteri, Cypriniformes, Cyprinidae.